Molecule: messenger RNA, 2182 nt
Organism: Tribolium madens (black flour beetle)
Lineage: Eukaryota; Metazoa; Arthropoda; Insecta; Coleoptera; Tenebrionidae
Product: autophagy-related protein 16-1
Exons: 13
Coding region: 223-1926 (567 amino acids)
Biological process (GO): autophagosome assembly
Cellular component (GO): autophagosome membrane
Molecular function (GO): protein binding
Source: RefSeq, a predicted model, not a curated record
AUCACGUUGCCAUCUGUCACAACUGUCACAGUUGUCAAAAUAAAUCCCCCCCAGAAAAAUUUUCAAUGUUUGUGCUUUAAUCACUCAUAAUUUCCGGCUCGUGCAAAUAAAUUACGUUAAUUUAUUCAAAGCAAUUAUUUUCCAAGCAUUCAAGGUCGUUCUCUGUAUGUUUCAUGUCAGUCUGAUUUCUAUCUCCAAUGCAAGCCUCCCCAAUUUAAUAAAAUGGCAGCAGCUGAAGUCAACUGGAGGGAAGAAAUUCUGACCAAAUUACAAAAACGCAACAAGAUUCAAACCCAUUGCUUCCAGGAUCUCAUAGCACAGCAUAAUAAAAUAUUCGAUAAUGUGAAUGCUUUGAAGCACGAAAACUUGCAAUUGUCGAUACAGAAUGAGAAGUUGCGGGUGGACGGGGAUAGGUCUGGGGGCGGCGGCGAUAGCCGCCUCCAGGAAAAAAUACAAAUUUUGGAACAGAAGUUGUUAAGCCAGCAAGAGGAGCUCACCGAGUUGCAUAGACGAAAAGGGGAGAAUUCCCAACAAAUUAUCGAUCUGAACGCCAAACUUCAAGAAAAAGAGAAAUCACUAGUGGCGAGAGACAUAAGUCUUGCCGAGAGUGCAGCUAAAAUCGCGAGUCUCCAAGCCGAAAUCUCACUUUUCGACCGCAACAACAAGGAAUUAAAUCUCCUAAAUGAGGCUCUUAGGGACGAGCACCAGGCCCUUCAUCUGGCCUUCACGUGUCUUGAAGACAAGAUGCGUAAGCUUCAGGACGAAAAUAGGCAAUUACUUGACCGUUUCAUGAAAUAUAAAACGAAAGACGCCGAUAGAAUGAAUGAAGAAAACGAGAAUUUCCUCAACGAUGGCGGUAAUCACCUAGUGCGCAGCACUUUCGGCCGUUUCAGGAAAAGAUUUGCCAAGAUGCAGAAGGAGAUCGAAGAGGCGUGUAGGGACACGAGGGGGGUGUCACCGGAGGAGCUACAAGAAGGGUUUGGACCUGCUUGUCAGUCUACCAUUCCCACGAAGGCAAGCGUUAAAUUUGACGCGCACGACGGCGAAGUAAACGCCGUGAAGUGGAGUCCCGUGGACCGGCUGGUGGCCACCGGAGGCGCCGACCGAAAAGUGAAGCUUUGGGAGAUAUCCAAAGGAGCUUGCGAAAGCAAAGGCAUGCUAGUGGGCAGCAACGCUGGUGUGAUGGCCGUCGAUUUUGACUCUUCUGGUACGAUGAUUUUGGGUGCUUCGAACGAUUACGCGAGUCGAGUUUGGACAGUGGCGGAUCAACGUUUGAGGCACACGCUGACUGGACAUUCUGGCAAGGUGAUGGCGGCCAAGUUUCUCGGCGAAGCGUCCAAAGUCGUCACUGGCAGUCACGAUCGUACCCUUAAGAUAUGGGAUCUCAGAAGCAGAGCCUGUAUAGAGACUAAGUUCGCCGGUUCCAGCUGCAACGACUUGGUGAUCGUUGACAGUUCCGGUUCAACAAUAAUCAGCGGCCACUUCGAUAAAAGCAUACGUUUCUGGGACGCUCGUUCGGAAUCCAGUGCCAAUAACUUUCUGUUCAACGGCAAAGUGACAUCUUUAGAUUUAACUCGAGAUGCUAAGUAUCUGAUCUGCUGCGUGAGAGACGACACACUAAAACUACUAGAUCUGAGGAUGAACCAAGUGGUGAAGUCGUUCAGCUGUGAUGGAUUUAAAGUUGGCUGUGACUGGACGAGAGUUACUUUUAGCCCCGAUGGUCAGUACCUAGCCGUGGGGUCGGCUGAUGGCAACGUCUACAUAUGGGGUGUUAAUUCCGGAAAAGUGGAAAUGGUUUUAAAGGAGCACUCAUCUCAUGGCCUCUUCUCCAGGUCCGCCGUGACAGCUACCGGGUGGCACCCAUACGGAACAAUGCUAGCCAGCGUAGACAGAUCAAAGAAGGCUGUCAUAUGGAGCGACAUCUAACUUGUACAUAACCAUAAUUCCCAUUCUUUAAAAGGUCGGAUAAUAAAUUUAAGUUACAAAAUCUAGUCUUUAAGAUUAACAUCACGUGUUUAGGGUUCUAUGGGAAAGUGGGCAUGCCACUAAUUCUGUUGUACUACUUUUGUUGUUAUUAUUAUAAUUGUUGUCAUUUUUAUUGCGACCACGAUAUAUAUUUUGUAAAAAAUAAAAUUUUGUCUCUUGUAAUGGAAUUUGCGACUAUAAAAAUUACUUUUUUAGA